UAGAUUGUUAUUGAAACGAAUUUUUGUUAAAAUUCUAGAUCUAGAUCUCGAUUUGGCAUUAUUAAUCGAAAACGUUGCUAAUGUAUAGAAGGCGAGGUCAUCUGAAUAUUUUCUUUUUUUCAAGCUAAAGGACAUGGAGGAUUACGCACGUGAACCAUGUCCAUGGCGCAUCAUGGAGGACUGUGGGGGGGCCUUCUCUAUGGGAGCUAUUGGUGGUUCACUGUUUCAUGGAAUUAAAGGCUUCAGAAAUGCUCCAAGUGGUAACUACAGGAGGUUGAUCAGCAGUUUUGUCACAUUGAAAGAAAGAGCUCCAGUUGUUGGAGGUAACUUUGCUGUGUGGGGUGGAUUAUUUUCUGCCAUUGAUUGUUCUAUGGUCUACUUGAGAAAAAAAGAAGAUCCUUGGAAUUCCAUAACUAGUGGUGCGCUAACAGGAGCUAUUCUGUCUGUUAGGAAUGGUACAGGCGCCAUUAUUGGAUCUGCUAUAAUAGGUGGAGUUUUACUUGCAAUGAUUGAAGGCUUCGGCAUCAUGUUCACAAGGUUCACCGCAGAGCAGUUUAAUCCAGCCAAUCGCAUGAUGGAAGAAGAUCUUGCUCUGUCAGGCCAACAGUUUCCCAACCCUGGCUCUAUAGGUGGACAAGAAGGUAGCCCUAUGUUUGGACAACAGCACUCAUAUCAAUAACAUUCGGGUUCAUUUGAUAGGUUUUGUACAUAUUAUUAUUAUUUUUUUUUAAAUCACAUCAACAGAAAAGUUGUCAAUUGUUUCAAGACCAUGAAAUGUUUUUGUUCAUGAGGCCAUAAAGAAAACAAAACAUCAGCUAGUUCCCCUUUCUAGUGUUGCACUCAAUGGGAUGGACUAUGUAGGUGAUCUGGGCUGAGAGUCAAUGGGAUGGACUAUGUAGGUGAUCUGGGCUGGGAGUCAAUGGGAUGGACUAUGUAGGUGAUCUGGGCUGGGAGUCAAUGGGAUGGACUAUGUAGGUGAUCUGGGCUGGGAGUCUUGUUUUCAUUGAAAUAAAUGGUUAUUAAUUGACAUUUAUAUAUCUAUAUAUAAAAAAGCAACCACCACAUAUUGUGGAUGUACAACUUGUAUUAUUUGUAUUGGCUCUGGUCCUGGAAAUCUAUUGACUCAAACUAUGACUUCAUUUUAUUUUUGUUCUGAUAAAAAGCAGGUGUCAAAAAUGUUUGCACCAUGUCAUAAUGAUUAUCAUUGUACAUAGAUAUCAUUAAAGCAUUUUAUUCUA
Biomphalaria glabrata is the source of this 1238-nucleotide messenger RNA. RefSeq names its product mitochondrial import inner membrane translocase subunit Tim17-A-like. Gene Ontology annotation, biological process: protein import into mitochondrial matrix. Gene Ontology annotation, molecular function: transmembrane protein transporter activity. The record is from RefSeq and is a predicted model, not a curated record. NCBI's taxonomy places the organism in Eukaryota, Metazoa, Mollusca, Gastropoda, Planorbidae. The transcript has 7 exons. Gene Ontology annotation, cellular component: mitochondrial inner membrane; TIM23 mitochondrial import inner membrane translocase complex. Bases 134 to 679 code for a protein of 181 amino acids.